This is a messenger RNA of Danaus plexippus (monarch butterfly), 716 nucleotides long. RefSeq lists its product as uncharacterized. The transcript has a single exon. The coding region runs from base 51 to 716 and encodes 221 amino acids. The record is from RefSeq and is a predicted model, not a curated record. Lineage: Eukaryota; Metazoa; Arthropoda; Insecta; Lepidoptera; Nymphalidae.
UAAAAGUCGGCUCUUUAUUUUGUAAAUUCGUUUGGAUUACUGUGUUUCUUAUGGCAGCUAGUGUGGGUACCUGUAUUUGCUGUUACAUAGAAAUUUGUAUGCCAAGAAGCGAAGGAAGUUUUUCGUCAAUAAUUCAAAUGUUUCAUUUGAUAUUCAAUAUUCAAUACUUCUUCAACGUUUAUUUCGUUAACAAAUACGGAGGACAGUCUUUCUUGAAUUACAUCGAAACUUACGAAACCAUUGACAGAUAUCUAGGGAUCGUAAGUUACAAAGAUUUGAAAAGAAAUAUAAAAAAGAUAUAUUAUCUUAUAUUGGGCAUUGUUGCUCUAACUAUUUUAUUGGAUUUCGUUUGUUCAUUUAUAAUGCUCGGAUGGAUAGCUUCAAUUAUUUACACUUUGCAAUAUGUCUUUUACUUUUUCAAAAUACUUAACACCUUGGAUAUGAUAUCCAAUAUAUGUCAAAUAAAAUACCGUUUAAAAUCAAUCGGGAACUCUUUGAAACAUUACUAUUAUAACUCCGAUAACGUACCGGGGGAACUUAAAGAUAUAGCGCAUCACAAUUUUUUUGUAAUUAAGACAGUCCAUGAACAAAAGCGGGUUUCUAGUGAUGUUAUGGUGCUCAACAAAUGCUAUUUACUUUUAAGUAAGCAGACUUAUUACAUCAACAACAUGUAUGGAUUCCGAGUAAGAAUUAUAUUACUUACAGUCACUGAAUGA